Indicator indicator is the source of this 1002-nucleotide messenger RNA. It is a transcript of the gene KCTD12, whose product is annotated as potassium channel tetramerization domain containing 12. Gene Ontology annotation, biological process: protein homooligomerization; regulation of G protein-coupled receptor signaling pathway. Lineage: Eukaryota; Metazoa; Chordata; Aves; Piciformes; Indicatoridae. Gene Ontology annotation, molecular function: protein binding. The record is from RefSeq and is a predicted model, not a curated record. Gene Ontology annotation, cellular component: postsynaptic membrane; presynaptic membrane. The transcript has a single exon. The coding region runs from base 1 to 1002 and encodes 333 amino acids.
AUGGCCCUGGCGGACAGCGCCCGCGGGCUGCCCAACGGCGGCGGCGUCUCGCCGGCGGCAGGAAGCGGGGCUCCAGGGAGCGGGGCGGCCGCGGCAGCGGGCGGCUGGUCGUCUUUCCCGGAGAUCGUGGAGCUGAACGUGGGCGGGCAGGUGUAUGUGACACGGCGCUGCACCGUGGUCUCGGUGCGCGACUCACUGCUUUGGCGCAUGUUCUCGCAGCAGCAGCCCAGCGAGUUGCCCCGGGACAGCAAGGGCCGCUUUUUCCUCGACCGCGACGGCUUCCUUUUCCGCUACAUCCUGGACUACCUGCGGGACCUGCAGCUGGUUCUGCCGGAGCACUUCCCCGAGCGCAGCCGCCUUCAGCGGGAGGCUGAAUACUUCCAGCUUCCCGACCUGGCUCGCCGCCUGGCGCAGGCUCGGGUCGCCGCCGCGGUCCGCCCCGCCGCACUGCAUCGCGACGGAUCGCUCUGCACCGAUGAGCCGCCGCCGCCGCUCCUCGGCUACCUGGAGGCCGAGCCGCUGGAAGGAGGCGGCGGCGGAGCCGCGGCGUCCGCGCCGUCGCCCACCGCUAGCCGUAGCCCCUCGGGUGGGCCGCUGCUUACGCCCUCUCAGUCGCUGGACGGGGCGGGCGGGCGGCGCUCGGGAUACAUCACCAUCGGCUACCGGGGCUCGUACACCAUCGGGCGGGAGGCGCAGGCCGAUGCCAAGUUCCGACGGGUGGCCCGCAUCACCGUCUGCGGCAAGACGGCGUUGGCCAAGGAGGUCUUCGGGGAGACGCUGAACGAGAGCCGCGACCCCGACCGCCCUCCCGAGCGCUACACCGCCCGAUACUACCUCAAGUUCAACUUCCUCGAGCAAGCCUUCGACCGGCUCUCCGAGGCUGGCUUCCGCAUGGCCGCCUGCUCCUCCACUGGCACCUGUGCCUUUGCCCCCGAACAGGGCGGUCCUGCGGAUGACAAGAUCUGGACCAGCUACACUGAGUAUGUCUUCUGCCGGGACUGA